This is a messenger RNA of Linum trigynum, 1560 nucleotides long. NCBI's taxonomy places the organism in Eukaryota, Viridiplantae, Streptophyta, Magnoliopsida, Malpighiales, Linaceae. The record is from the annotation of a GenBank genome assembly.
AUGUCUGUUUUCCUAAUACCAGAGGGGGUGAUUACAGAGAUAAGGAGAGCUAUUGCAAGCUUUUGGUGGGGACAACAGAAGGAGGAGAGGAGAAUCCCAUGGCGAGCCUGGCAUAAACUCUGCAAGCCAAAAGUGGAGGGAGGGAUGAGGUUUAGGGAUCAUCACUCUUUCAACAUUGCGCUAUUAGGGAAACAGGUCUGGAAUCUUAUAAACAAUCCAGAAUCCCUAGUAGCUAGAGUGUUGAAAGCCAAGUACUACCCCAAUACCGACAUUUUGCAAGCUCAGUUGGGAUCAAAUCCGAGUUAUACAUGGAGGAGUAUCCUAGCUGCUCAAAAAGCAGUAAAGGAAGGAAUCAGAUGGCGGGUGGGCAAUGGAUCAGACAUAAAUAUAUGGUCAGAUUGCUGGGUGGCAGGUGCAAAGGAAGCUAACUAUCGACUCACUACACCUAAACCAAACUCAGGGGGCCUAACAAGGGUAAUUGAUCUCAUUGAUCAUGAGAAAAGGGAGUGGCGCGAUAAUAUGUUGCAGAACUUCUUUAACAUGGAGGACAGAAUGAAAAUUCGGGCAAUUCCAAUCCAUAGGCAACCAGCUAAGGACAUCCUGGUAUGGAGCAUGGAGCGAAAAGGGUGCUACACUGUUAAAUCGGCCUACAGUCAGCUGAUCAAGAAGAGGGACACAACAGUCUUCCAAGAAGAAACAACAGCGGAAGGGGAAGAAAAGGUUGGAGAUCAAAAUUAUGAAGUCUAUGAUCCCAUGGACUGGGCUAGACUCUGGAAACUGAUGAUUCCACCAAAAAUCAAGAUAUUUCUAUGGAGACUAGCGCAUGAAAUUCUACCAACAAACAAGAACAUUGAGUCAAGGAAUAAAGAGGCGGCAGUGGAAUGCCCUUUUUGUCACUUGGAAGAAACUCAUAAUCAUAUUUUUAGGGAAUGCCAGUGGGCGAUUCGCAUCUGGAGCUCGUCAUCUUUCAGACCCCUGUUUGAAUUAGAACCAAAUCUAUCAUCCAGUAGUUGGUUAUGUGCAGUUAUGGAUCAAGUUGAGGACGAAGUGCUGGAGAAAUUAGGCAUCAUACUAUGGUCAAUUUGGAACGAACGAAACAAUAAGAUGUUCAACAGGAAGAAAGCGGAGGAGUGGAAAGUGGUUGGUCGAGCCCUAAAUUACUGGGAGGAAUACAAAGCACAACACAAAUUGAAAAAGGAGGAAGGACCAAAGUGGAAACAUACCUGGGAAAAGCCUCCAGCAGGCUGGGUGAAGAUGAAUGUUGACGCGGCGGUGCUCGAGGAAGGAGGAAUUGGCCUCAGAGCGGUGGCAAGGGAAGCAGAUGGGGGUUUCCUCUUCGCAGCUGUGAGACGAGAAAGAAUCCGUUGGGAACCCGAAUUCUCGGAGCUCCGAGCCAUUAUCUUCGGACUGCAGAUGGCGGGGGAGCAGCAGCUUCGGCCAACGGUGGUUGAGAGCGAUUGUCUCGCUGCUAUUCAACAAAUCCAGGCGAAGGAAAUGACGCGACUGGAAGGGGAAGUGAUGGUUCGAGAAGUGCAAGAGAAGGCGCAGGAGAUGGGCUAG